CCGUACCCCCGCUAGCCCCUCGUCCGCACACGCUGGUUCCACUCACCCGCUCAUCCCCCUUCACCGUCUGAUAUGACCCUCCUGUCCAAGUCUUCAUCCGCCAUGUCCAUCGACGACGUGCAGCCAGCGCACGAUGCGCCUGCUGUCAAGACUGCGCAUAGGAAGCUGGCGCGCACGUCGUCCUCGACGAUGUCCAUCGACCCCAGCCAAUCAUCGCAGGACUCUGCGAUGUCUGUCGAUGGAGAGUCGUUUUAUGGCGCGCCCAACAAACCGGCUCAAGAGGCUUUUGUGGCCCCUCCGCUGGCGCAGUCUGCGGCCUGCAAACCGGCGCAGUCUGCGGCCUCCAAGCCUGCGCGUUCUGUAGCCCCCACGGCGCCGCGAUCCGCGCCGACUCAAGCUGUUCGUCGCUUUGCUCCCAAGCCACGACGUGCGCAAGAUCAAGCCCGCCUCCGGCGCUUGGCGCGCGCAUCCAUGAGCGCGGGUUCUCCCAUCGCCAGACCUUAUCAAGUGCCCGAGAAGCAAGUGCAGCCUUCUCUUCCUACCUCUUCAAGGCGAGGACGCGCGCUCAAGCGCGAUGUGACUGAGGAGGAUCUUGAGGCGCGGGCGUUUCCAGGUGCUGGUUCCUCCACUCAGGUCCCUGUUUCCGGCGCCGAAGUGCAGCAGACCGAGUUUGAAAGAAGGCUCGGCGCCGUGGGAGGGCGCAGUGCCGAGCAGGAGGUCGUUCCCGAGAGCGGCGAAGUUGCCGCUGUAGACGAAGAGUCAGAUUACUCGUCAGAGUCAUCCGACUCCAGUUGGUUUGCUCGGGAGGACGUCAAGGGCCAGGCCUGCCAGUGAACGGAGCGGAUUUCGUUGAUGGACCUGAACGGACAGCGCAAUUGUGGGACGCUUGUAUACACACUCCUUUGAUGUUCUUCGGCGUGCUGUUCAGUUGUGUUAGCUUUAUUGAGGACGAUGGACCGGACUUACUGCGUUGUGUCACGGCUCCAGAGCAGGGUAACGUUCUAGAGGCGCUGAUAUCUCGCAGUCGUGCUUUUCGAGGAACAAUG
This is a messenger RNA of Schizophyllum commune H4-8, 1046 nucleotides long. RefSeq lists its product as uncharacterized. The transcript has a single exon. Bases 73 to 834 code for a protein of 253 amino acids. The record is from RefSeq and is a predicted model, not a curated record. NCBI's taxonomy places the organism in Eukaryota, Fungi, Basidiomycota, Agaricomycetes, Agaricales, Schizophyllaceae.